AUUAUACAACUCUUCUUAUAUUCUUCAACACUAAUCUCAAGAUUAAUUUUUAUUCAAAUAAAUCACCCCUUAGCAAUAGGAUUAAUACUAUUAAUUCAAACAUUACAAAUUUGUUUAAUUACUGGACUAAUAGCUAAAAGAUUCUGAUUUUCAUAUGUCUUAUUUUUAAUUUUUUUAGGAGGUAUACUAGUUCUAUUCAUUUAUGUAACUUCCCUAGCAUCAAAUGAAAUAUUUUCACUUUCCAUAAAAUUAACAACUAUCUGUAUAAUAAUUAUAUUAACUACUACACUAAUUGCCGCAUUUUUAGAUAAAAUAUCUACAUCUUCAUUUAUCCAAAAUUUAGAAAUACAACCUUUAUAUAACUUUAACUUAACCGUCUCUGAAAACUCUUUAAGUCUCCAUAAACUAUAUAAUUACCCAACAAACUUUAUUACUAUUUUAUUAAUAAACUAUUUAUUAAUUACAUUAAUCGCAGUAGUAAAAAUUACUAAAUUAUUUUAUGGACCUCUUCGACAAAUAAACUA
This is a messenger RNA of Bactrocera dorsalis (oriental fruit fly), 524 nucleotides long. NCBI's taxonomy places the organism in Eukaryota, Metazoa, Arthropoda, Insecta, Diptera, Tephritidae. The record is from the annotation of a RefSeq genome assembly.